Molecule: messenger RNA, 2117 nt
Organism: Microdochium trichocladiopsis
Lineage: Eukaryota; Fungi; Ascomycota; Sordariomycetes; Xylariales; Microdochiaceae
Exons: 3
Coding region: 202-1890 (562 amino acids)
Biological process (GO): regulation of DNA-templated transcription
Molecular function (GO): DNA-binding transcription factor activity, RNA polymerase II-specific; zinc ion binding
Source: RefSeq, a predicted model, not a curated record
CACGGCUUUGCGCAUGUGCAACUUCGCCUGUACUGGACAUGCAGAGACGUCCUGUUGCACGUCAGCCGCAUAUGCACAUCGCGGCCAACCUGUCCCUUGCAUUUGCUGACCCAUUAGACAGCCUGCCCUCCGCAUACUGGGUCCGCGUCAGCGAAAGCAGGCCAAGACCCCCGGCCAAUCUGGUGUGCAUACAGCCUCCCUAUGGCUCCAAAGAGGCAACAGAAGGACACGCCGGGAAUCAGGAGUGGCUGCCUCAUUUGCAAGAGGCGGAAAACAAAGGCUGACGAGAAGGAACCGUAUUGUCUACGGUGUACCACGACUCGUCUCCUUUCGGGCAGUCAACCCAUUCCUGGUUCCCAACGCCCUACGCCACCACCAAGACCAAAACCACUUGCUGAAACUGCAACUGACCCACAGCAAUGCUACGAAUCUGUACCGAAACGUGGUCAUCUUGGAGUUCCUGGUCAUCAUAUCCUAUGGACGCCUGCCCUCAUCACCUCGAGCUCUCAGCAAGCUCUAUACCUAGACGUGUUCCGUUACAAGGUAGCCCCGAGCUUUCCAGACCGCAAGUUUUGGACCCGCAUCGUCCAGCGCGAAGCCAUCUAUGAUGAGAGCAUUCGUGACAGUGUCGUCGCCCUUGGCGCGCUGUGGCUGGCGCGGGAACGUGAGCGGGAACGGAGCACCCGAGUGAGGCUUGUUCAAGGUGGCAAGAGCGACACGCUCCCCUGCUGCGAUUUGAAUAUGGAUGUGAACUCCCACGAGGCUUCAAGGCAUCAUGCCCGUGCAAUGGCUACCUUCCGCAAACGCCUUAUAGACCAUGGUCGCACGGUCGCCUCCAGGAGCAUCUUCAUCGCGACAUACCUCUUUGUCAUAUAUGAACAGAUUCAAGGCAAUGGCGCAGAAGCCGACCGGCUGCUCAUUUACAGCAUGAGCCUGAUGUAUCAACACCUGGCAGUGUUCAAGGCCAAUGAGCAGGAAUGUCCCAAGCUCUCCUCAGCGCUCGCUGCGAAGCUCGACGACGACGGCUUAGCUGAAGCCGAGAGGUGCUUUACGCACUUGGCACUGGUGAACCCCAGCGGGCAGCGGAUAUCCUCCGGGGAGGCAGCUUCCAGAGAACUUGCAAGCCACAUCAUCACUGCAGUCUUGCCUGACCCUGGCUGGCCGACCGAUGUUCUCCUUAUGGAAUGGGAUUUAUUCCUUACCCGCGCGGGAAUAUGGGUUUUCCGGCUCGCCCCCGAGGCGCUUUUCACGGAACGCGACUUUGUCGACGGAAGACCUGAGCUUUCCCGGGCCAUAAACAUAGGUCAGAAGGCUUGGAAGUCGAUAUUUGAAGCCAGAAUCGCCAUGGAAGAAUGUGCUUCAAGUCGAGCGGCACUGAACUCGGCCCUGGCGAACGCGCUGAUGCUGUACAUUUGCUGGAAUUGUGUAUUCGACCAUACUGAAAUGGCGUGGGAUGCGUACACUGCAGACAUCAAGGCCGUGAUGGACCUUUUGGAAAGAGCCGAAGGCCAGCCUCUGCAGCCCCAGCAUGAGAGCCUCCGCAUCCCAACACCACACCCGCUCUACUUCAUCUUGCAAAAGUGCCGGAUCUUCGAGGCCAGGCAGCGCGCACUGCGGAUGAUGCGGCGUGCCGUGAAAGCCGAGGCGAGCUGGCACACGAGGAUCAUGCUUGAGGCCUGUGAAGCCCACAUUGCACAGGAAGAGAGUGGCCGGGAUGCGCGCACCGGCAUCAUUCCUGCGCCAAAGCGGUUAUUGUGGACGACAUAUUCAUGGGACGAUGGAGGCACACGGCUUGCCCUUACCUUGACGGCAGCAGUGCCCGGCGCAGACGGGAAACGAGCAACAAAGACGAUUCACCUCCAGCCAAGUCAGCUCAAUGGCACAACGUAGCUAGUCGUCGGCUUUGUAACAUGAUGGCUGGACACAAAAAUCAGCUCUGAGACGGACGCAAGGAACUGCUUCGUCCACGUGGUCUGGAACGUACCUUGCCAAAGUAAGCACAGUACAAAGCAUCGCGAAUGUGUAUCAAUCUGGUAAUCCCUUGACACAUCGCUUGCAUACUCGAGAUGUCAAACCUGCAUAUUCUUGCACUCCAGUACUAUGGGUAAAGAGGGGUG